CAGCAACAGUAGCGCGAACACGCGCUAGAACUAUCUUCACUUCGAACAGUAGAAUCUCUGACUGCUCAAGGUUGGUACUUUUCUGGCGAGAUGUUUCUUAAAGGCAAAGGUCCUUAUUUUCUGUUGAUCUUCACGAUUAUCGCUUUGGGGAAGGGAGUUCAACAUGCAGACUCCACCCAUAAAGGGAGCGAUUUGAGACUUGUUGUCGUGGCCAAUGGAGUUGCGAUUCUACCUUGUGGAUCGCAAGAUCCCCCUUCUGAUAUCGAGUAUAGCUGGAGCAAGGAUAACGUGCCCGUUGUCAUCAGAAGCGAUGGAAGAAUCAAGAUAACCGACGAGGGCAACCUGUUGAUCAAGGACACCAGAGAAGAAGACAGCGGUGUUUACAUCUGUAAGGCUACCACUAAGGAUGAUGUGGCUGAAGUGAAUGUCACUUUGAUAGUGUUGGUAUCCGACUCGGCUCCCUAUUUCUACAACUUCACUCCACCUAAUGCCACGAUUCAAAGAUCAGUUGGAUCCUCAGUUCUGUUCCAGUGCCCAGCAAGAGGACAUCCUCUUCCCGGUAUCACCUGGCUGAAGAAUGGCAUACAUAUUGAUACGACAAAUCUUGAUUCAACCACUGAGUAUAUGAAGUGGUCCAUAACCUUGAAUGAUCUCAAGGUCGCAGAUUCCGGCAACUACACUUGUUUCAUUGCCAACAAGCUUGGAAGCAUCAAUGUUACGUUCAAUCUGAUGGUGACACCGAAAGAAAAACCAUUGCUGCUGAAUUCCACUCGGCCAGAUUUAUCGGUUUUCCAUCCUCUGAACACUACGGUGAAGUAUGGAUCAUCAGCAACAUUCCAGUGCAGAGUUCGUAGUGAGGCACCACCUAAUAUUCAGUGGCUGAAAAAAAUUGAAGAUUUUGAGCUGCCCAAAUUCCAAAAGGAACAUCAUGAUAUCAUCAAGGUUCAAGGCGAGAACUACAGAGUUCUUCAAUCUUCUGAAGUUGUUGAGAGGUCUGAUGGUUCAUUCUUGAACAAGCUUACUAUACCGGAAGUAUUUGAGACAGACAGUGGAAAGUAUAUAUGUCUUGGUGCCAAUUCCAUGGGAUAUAGCUUCAGGAGUGCAUACCUCACCGUAUUGCCAAGACCCCGAGCUCUGCCAUUAGGAUGGAGUCGUAGCGUUGCUGUACAUCCAGGUCAUCCCGGCUCUCUACUGGUCGCCAUUCCAAUCACGUUGGGCGUUGUUGUUGGAGUCAUGGUGGCAUUAGUCGUUUUAUGCCACCGUCGCAGACUGGAUACUUCAGUCCCAUUGCCAGCCUCUGGUUAUCGGAAAGAGGAUCUGAGGAGGGCUUCAAGGACCGCUACAACAGCGUUAGAUACCUUUAAGGAGGAGAAUAUCGAGAACGGCAUGUACUCGGCAGAUGAAGGGGAGGAUAUCAAAGACGAGCAGGCAUGCAUGCAGUCAAGGAUGCAGUCGGAAGUCGAGCUUGAAAGUAACGGAGUUGUCGUCACCAAGAUUUGCAUGGAGCCAAAUUCUUCCAACAAUUGCGACAGCUGCUUCGUGAUGCGAAAUGAGGUGUGAUAAGUUGGAGGCUUUUGUUUCAGUGUGGCAUACAUUCAUGAAAGCUGUUUUGCCGCAUCUAAAUAUUUAUUGUCGUAAACCUACAAGGGAUCACUUACUUGAAGUUUAUAUUGAAUGUAUUUCUGUAUUUUAACUUAUAUUUAUACAUGGUUAAACAACACAAAGAUAUCAUGAGUCCAAAAUUUUCUGUAAGUGUACUUAUUGAAAAUUAGUAUUAAUUAGCACAACGUAUCAUAUUAAUAUUUCAAAAAUAACCUUGCAUAUCAGGUGUAGUUAAAAACUAGUUAUAAAAUAUUUAUCUAAAAUUUAACACACUUAAAUGUUCAUGAUGACAACAUAACUAAUGUAAAAAAAAAAACAUUUUAGAUAGAGACACUUACUGGAACUUAAAAGCCUAGUUGAAUAAGCAUCAUUUUAUAGAUAUAAUAUAUUAAAUUUGACGUAAACGCUAUACAACUUAAUUAUUUAUUCCCUUCUAACGAUAUUUAAAUUUUGUGCUCGAAAUUCUUUCUAAAACGCACUUUUGAAUUAAUUGUUAAUUAGAAGCAAUUCAAAGAAGCUACCUUUGAGGUGUUUUGAUUUUUAUUUAUUUCAGGAAAAUUAUAAAACUAAAAUUUAUAAGUUAUGUUUAUAUUGGUCAUUUUAAUUUCCAAUAAUAUUCAUAAUUCGUUUAAAAUUUUUUCUCAUGGCCUACAUCAAAAUCAAAAGUAAUUUUUGAAAAAAAAGCCAGGCAUUCAAGAUGUUUGAUAUAUUAUUAUUGACACGUAUUUAUGCAUAUACUAUCUUCAAUGUGAAGUGCUUCAGGCUUGAAAUCUGUAAAUUUGCUGUUAUUGUAGAAACCUGGACCAUAUUAAUUCAAAUCGAAGAUCACAAGACAUUUUUGGGUUGCUCUCUGCUAUAUCGCGAGAGCUGAAUAAUAUUAUAAUUUAUAGAUUUCCAAAAUUAAUAUUCAGAAAAUGGUUAUGCAUUUUUUAAUGGCUGUUGACCUCAGGCCUAAGGCAAUUCUCAUGGUAAGUAAACAAUAAACGUGGAUGGUAAAGACUUUUUUGAAUUAAUUGUUAAUUAAAACCAAAUAAAAGAAGAAUUAUUUUAAGAAAAUUUUGUAAAUAAAGUUUAUUAUUUUUUUUUAUUAAAGUUGUUACUUAAAGUUUAUUAUUAAAGUUGCUUAUUUUUAUUUUCAAUAAUACUGUAAUUUUUAAAUUUUUUUCUCUUAGAUGCAUCAAAAUCAGAAGUAAAUUUCGAAAAAAUAAGACAGUCAUUCAAAAUUUUUUGAUUUAUUAUUCUUGACACUUAUUUAUGCAUAUACUGUCUUCAAUGUGGAGUGUUUCAGACUAUCUGCUGUUAUUACGGAAACCUAUAACGAAUCUAUUCAAAUCGGAGGUUAAAUUCGAAAAUUUAUUUUUGUUUUGUUCUAGACGGUAUUGCCAGUACUGAAUGAUAUCUUUACAUUUAUACAUUUCCAAAACUAAUAUUCGAAAGAAAGUGUAUGCAUUUUUUAACAGUUUUUGACUUCAGGCCUGGGACCUUUCUCAUGGUAGGCAAAUAAUAAAUGUUAUUGAUAAAGACUUUUUGUUAAGUUAUUUUCGAGAGAAAACAAAAAGAUACCUUUUUGAAUUAAUUGUUAAUUAGAAUCAAUUGAAAGAAGAUAAUUUAAGAUUUUUUUUAUAUUUUUUUUUUAUUUAAAAAAAAACCGAAGUAAAUUUUAUAAGUUGCAUUUAUAACGCUCAUUUUGAUUUUCAGUGAUAUUUAUAAUUUCAUAUUAAUUUUUUUCUCAUAACACACGUCAAAACCAAAAGUAAUUUUUGGAGCAAUAAGCCAAUCAUUCAAAAAUUUUGGUAUAUUAUUCUUGACACGAAUGCAUAUACUGCAAUGCGAAGUAUUUCAGACUCAAUCUGCUGUUAUCUUGGAAUAUUUUAUUUCAAAUCGGAAGUUACAAUGGAAAAUUUAUUUUUGGAUUGUUCUCUACGAUACCGCGAAUGCCGAAUAAUAUCAUCAGAGUUCAAUUCCUAAAUCUCCGUAAUUAAUAUUCAGAAGUUCAGCAGAAAGGUUAUGUGUUUUUUAACAGCUGUUGACUUCAAGCCUGGAACGGUUCUCACAGUAGGCAGUCAAUAAAUUCUAAAGACUUUUUUUGUUAAGAUAUUUUGGAGAGGAAGUAAAAGAAGAAAUAAUAAACUAUGUAAAUGAUUUUAAACUUGAGUUUUAGAAUGCUCAUCUUGACAUUCAAAACCAAAAUUCAGUUCAUUGUUUAAGGUAUUUAUUUUAACAAAUUGUGUGUUAAUAGAAUUAUUCAUAUCAAGGUUAAAGGAAAUUUUGUUUAUUUAAAUGUAAUUUAUUAGCUCAUAUUUCUUAAAAAAUGUGACAAUGUGUAAAAUACGUAAGUAUAUUAGAACCUAAUAUCUGAUUUUGCUAAUUUAAAGAAACAAAUUAAAGUUUUGAUAAAAUUAUUUAUAAUUUUGAGAAAACAUUCUUUAUUUCUUAAUUGUAAUGGAGAAACUUUAUAAAUGACAAAUGAAAGAAGCUUACUUUCUCUAAUCAUUUUUUUUAAUUAACAAGAAAGUAUUAAGAAUAAUUUUCCUUUAAAUUGCAUUUCAUUAUUUUGGCCCGACUUUUUAAAUAUAUGUAAAAUCAAUUUUCUUUUCUAGAACUUCUUUAAAGUUCAGAAAAUCUGUGAUAAAAACAUUCAACAUUAAAAUAACACAUUUUAAUAAACAUUUAUUUAGUUCAAGUGAAAUCACAUGAUUUUAAAAGAAAUCGGAUGCAUAUUCCCAAGCAUUGCAUUCACAUUUAGUCAUCGCAAAGCAUUUGUAGAUAAAUGUACGAGUAGGCUUCUGCUUUAGUUAUCAACCAUAAGCGUUGUUGAUCGUUUCACUAGUAGUUCUUGUCUUUAUAAACCGUUCUACUACGAAUCUUUCAUUUUGUUUCGUAAAUGGCAUUUGAGGAAUGCACAGUUAUUU
Messenger RNA from Argiope bruennichi, 4514 nucleotides. Its product is annotated as fibroblast growth factor receptor-like 1. NCBI's taxonomy places the organism in Eukaryota, Metazoa, Arthropoda, Arachnida, Araneae, Araneidae. The transcript is spliced from 8 exons. Gene Ontology annotation, cellular component: plasma membrane. Gene Ontology annotation, molecular function: fibroblast growth factor receptor activity; fibroblast growth factor binding. The coding region runs from base 91 to 1560 and encodes 489 amino acids. The record is from RefSeq and is a predicted model, not a curated record.